AAAGGAGGUAUUCACAGUGCAACUUGUUCAAAUUUAAAAGUAUUCCUUGAAUAGUGAGUGAUUCUUUGGGGAAUUUGUUUGCAAACAUUUUUGGAAAUAUUCAGAUCUUUUUUGACUGGCCUUACAGGGUAAAACAAGUGAAAUUUUAAGAGAGCUUAUGUGUGAGGAAAUUGGGUGGUUAAGCUAGGAUGGUAAUGAUUUUUAUAUCUUGUUACAGGUAAAUUAGUGUUACAUUUCUUGUGAUUCAGACAUCUUUAUUCUGUAAUGCAUGCACAUACUGUAGUUUUCUGGCUGAAGGUGUCUAAUGUCAAUAUGUCAAUGACUUGACACAUUGCACCUCUUCAGUUGGAGAUUUCUGGGUGUCGGAGUCUUAGAGAUGACUCAUGUUAAAAGUGGAAGAAUAUCAUUAAAGUAACAGAAGAAUUUUAGUUUACCUUAUCCUAAGUGCAAGUGUAAGCAUCAGUGUUUCUCUUCUCCACUUUAAACUCAUCUUUGGAAAAUGGAUAAUGUUUCAAGUUACCACUACAAAGAAGAGUAAAGGUUGCUUCUGUGUCUUCCCUAAGAAAUUCCAUAUGGUAACUUUUAAAAUUUUUUUAAUCACUGGAAGUCUGAAUUUCAUCAGUUUCAUCUCUGUCUUGCAGUGAGAUACUGUUCUUGUAAGCAUUUUUUCCACUUAAGGUUUUGAUACAUGUCCUCAAUUUUUAAUACUAUGUUCAAACAUACUUAGCUCAGAAAAGCUGAAAGUCCUAUUCCCUUGUUGAUAGAUUACUAUACUUGUUCAUGCCAUAAUUGCACCAUUUGUAAAAUGGUCAUAAUGAUACUAAACUCUUUCUAGAAAGCUCUGUGAAAAGUUAUAUAAUACUGCUUUCUCGUAUAGAAAGAAUUAGGUUAUCUUUAGCAAUCUUUUAUUAUUUUGUCUUUGAGUUGGUAGAUAAAUCUAUUUUUCUGCUUUCAGUGUGAACUUGCCUUGGAAAUAUGUGGGCUAGAGUUUAACUCUCUGCUGUAAGAAGUAGUACUGAUAUGUGUUAUCCCCAAGGUUUGGAGUAUUCUUACGCAGGGAUUUGGUUUAGACCCAUCUUCAGUCUCUCUGAAUCCUGAACAAUGACAAUAAAAUUAUUUUUCCUCUUUUUGUUUUUGAGUAGUUUCCAAAAAAGGAGUGAAACCUUUCCUCUAAAGCAAGCAUCAGAAAUCAGUUUAGUUUGGAUUUUUUCAGUAGUUUACAAAUCUGGGUGUAACGUAGAGAAGUUAUUCUAAUCUAAGCUGUGGACAUUCCAUGGGGAAAGAAAAUCACGUGAUUUGGUUAGAGUCAUUUCUCUGCCAGUGAUCAGAGAGUAGCAGCAUGCUAGAAAGAGGCAUUUCACAGGGUGAGAGCAACUAAUUCAUGCUAGCUCACUGCCUUCGCUUACCAUGGAAGCGUUCCAGCAUCAGCUACUCACUCUUCUUGGGGGUCUGAUCUGUUUCUGCAUUCUGGUAAAAUGCAUCAGAUUUAUGAAAUAUAUUUUCCCACGUAUCUGGAGUGCUUUGCCUCAGACUUUCUUUCGGUCGCUGGGAGAAUGGGCAGGUUGUUAAAUUAUCACUAUGAGGCAAGAAUAAACAGAUACGACAGUUGUUGAGUUCCUGAGCUACAGAUUGAUGGUUUCAUCUUGUUAAGAAGUCACCCAAACAGUAUGCUUGUGCUUCUUUCCUUUCCCCUGCAUUAGAGACUUGAUGUAACUGGGUUGAAUACGUGUUUAAUAAGCACAUAUUACAGUGGAUUAAUAAGAAAUGAAAUCCACCUCUGUGCAGAAGACGUGCCUGAAUACCGCUGCCUCUCAAGCAAUAUGUAGGUCUUGUUUUGAUUUAAGUGAGGCAAAUACCCCUGUUCUGUGUGUGAGUGGUCACAGGAGCAGGAGAUGGGCUUGGAAAAGCAUAUUCCUUUGAGCUGGCAAAACGUGGAUUAAAUAUAGUUAUGAUAAGCAGAACUCUUGAUAAACUGCAGAGAGUAGCCUCCGAAGUUGAGCAGACCACAGGUCAGAAGGUGAAGGUUAUACAAGCCGAUUUCACCAAAAAUACAGUAUAUGAGAACAUUGAAAAAAGUCUGCAAGGUUUGGAUAUUGGUGUCCUGGUUAACAAUGUUGGAAUGCUUCAUAAUCCUCUUCCAUGCCGUUUCCUUAAUGGACCAGAUGUAGAUGAGAACCUUGUCAACUGCAAUGUUAUUUCUGUUAUAAAGAUGACAAGAAUAAUUCUGAAACAAAUGGAGGCAAGACAGAAAGGUCUUAUUCUGAAUCUGUCCUCUGGUCUGGGUACUUUCCCUUGUCCAUUAUACACAAUGUACUCAGCUUCUAAGGCUUUUAUAAGCACUUUCUCCAAAGCACUACAAGCAGAAUAUAAAGCAAAGGGAAUUAUCAUACAGGUAGUGGCUCCAUAUGGUGUUUCUACUCCAAUGACAAUGUACCAAAAACCCGGUCUUAUUACAAAGACGGCAGAAGCGUUUGUUAGUGAAUCACUGGAUUAUGUCACCUUUGGAGAUGAGAUUUUUGGAUGUUUAGCCCAUGAAAUGCUGGCACGUGUCCUGCAGUUCAUCCCUUUAUGGGUGUUCCACAGCAACAGACUUCAAGAAGCAGUCCUGCAUGCGUUUACCAAUUAUCUGAAGAAGAGGCGGAGAAACCCCUAACAGAGUAAUUUUUGCAGAAGAUGUGCAAUGGGAAACACCAUCAGGAUGCAUUUUACUGUGUCUCUGUGUUUGUGAAUGAAGAAAGAAUCAAAUUAGUUUCAGCUAUAGCUCUGUCCAAAUCACCUAUCAAGUAAUAAGCGAUUUCAUCUAAUGAAUCUAUUAAGUAAAUUCAUUCCUAUCCCUUUCCAGAGACGAUAAAAUUUGCUAGAGCUGUUCCAGUGAUUUCUGUUGUUAGAUAGGUUCUUAGAAAUUUAUGUUACUAACAUAAGCUUGUAGGCUACAAAUGUUUAAACUUGUUAGAUGUACUUGAAUAAAACAAUGAUUUGCUUUAUUUCCAAACUUGUUCAUUGUGUAUUUUGAUGCUUUUGGUGACUGUUUUGUGUCUUUGGUUUCUUCUGAAAAGUCAAGGAGAUUUGCAAGAAGAAAAAAAGAAUGCUUUCAGGGUGUAAAGUACACACUGGACCUUUGGAAGUC
Molecule: messenger RNA, 3127 nt
Organism: Athene cunicularia (burrowing owl)
Lineage: Eukaryota; Metazoa; Chordata; Aves; Strigiformes; Strigidae
Gene: HSD17B3
Product: hydroxysteroid 17-beta dehydrogenase 3
Exons: 12
Coding region: 1949-2653 (234 amino acids)
Cellular component (GO): endoplasmic reticulum
Molecular function (GO): oxidoreductase activity
Source: RefSeq, a predicted model, not a curated record